This is a messenger RNA of Impatiens glandulifera, 1723 nucleotides long. RefSeq names its product serine/threonine-protein kinase STY13-like. Gene Ontology annotation, cellular component: plasma membrane. The transcript is spliced from 6 exons. Bases 345 to 1505 code for a protein of 386 amino acids. The record is from RefSeq and is a predicted model, not a curated record. Gene Ontology annotation, biological process: protein phosphorylation. NCBI's taxonomy places the organism in Eukaryota, Viridiplantae, Streptophyta, Magnoliopsida, Ericales, Balsaminaceae. Gene Ontology annotation, molecular function: protein kinase activity; ATP binding.
ACAAUUACAUCUAUAUAUUCUUCCAUCUGUCCACUGAAUCUUUCUUCUUUCUAUCUCCUUCAAUCUUCACCAACAGCUCUCUCAAAUUCAACUCUGACGUCAUCCUCUCCAUUCUGAAUUUGCUCCAUUUUCACUCUUCCUCUCGAUCAUCGAUCAGAUUUGUUUUCAUUCUACUUCUCUACAAGCUCUAAUUCUUAAAUUUUGCCGUCAUACUUUUGAAUUUGUCAGGUCAAUACCCUUUGUUCUAGGGUUUUCGUUACAGAUAAUUCCUUAACGCGCUGAAUUACUUUUAGUUUUUGUCGGAACUGACUGAGAUUUGCAAGCAGUUCUGUGUUUCCUUGUUCAUGUCCAUGGAGAUGGAUUUGAAGGAAGGAGAAGGAGGAGAGAAUUCAAAUAUUCAGCUGGAAGCGAUGGAUGCUGGGAACUUCGUUAACAAGGAGACUUUUAUGAGAGCUGAUAAGAUUGAUUUCAAGAAUUGGGAUAUACAGUUGGAUAAACACUUGAGCCGUGUUUGGACUAAAGAUAGGGAAGUUCCAACAAAGAAAGAGGAGUGGGAAAUUGAAUUGGCUAAAUUGAAUAUCAAAUAUGUUAUCGCCCAUGGAACUUAUGGAACUGUCUACCGUGGAGUUUAUGAUGGUCAAGAGGUUGCAGUGAAGGUAUUGGAUUGGGGAGAGGAUGGUAUCGCCACUGCUGCUGAAACUGUAGCUCUCCGUGCAUCAUUUCGUCAAGAGGUUGCUGUUUGGCAUAAGCUCGAUCAUCCAAAUGUGACAAAGUUUGUUGGCGCUUCAAUGGGUACAUCAAAUCUUAAGAUCCCUUCGAACAACACUUCGAAUGAUGUUAAUAAUACUCUUCCUUCAAGAGCUUGUUGUGUUGUAGUGGAGUACCUUCCUGGUGGAACAUUGAAGAAAUACUUAAUAAGGAAUUCUAGAAAGAAGCUUCCCUUCAAAACUGUCAUUCAACUCGCUUUGGACCUCUCUAGAGGUUUGAACUAUCUUCAUUCUAAGAAGAUAGUGCAUCGCGACGUUAAGACAGAGAACAUGUUGCUUGAUUCCCAGAGAACACUUAAAAUAGCUGAUUUUGGCGUUGCACGAGUUGAGGCUCAAAACCCGAGGGACAUGACUGGCGAAACCGGUACACUUGGCUAUAUGGCACCAGAGGUGCUUGAUGGAAAGCCUUACAAUCAUAAGUGCGAUGUCUAUAGCUUUGGAAUUUGUCUUUGGGAAAUUUAUUGCUGUGACAUGCCUUAUCCUGACCUUAGCUUUGCUGAAGUAUCUUCUGCGGUGGUUAGACAGAAUCUACGGCCAGAAAUACCUCGAUGUUGCCCAAGUUCAUUUGCAAGCAUCAUGAGGAAAUGUUGGGACGCAAGCCCUGACAAAAGGCUGGAGAUGGACGAAGUUGUGCAAUUGUUGGAAGCAAUAGACACGAGCAAGGGUGGUGGCAUGAUUCCUGGUGGUGGAAAAUCUAGUGCCUGUUUUUUCUGUUUUAGCAGUCGUCGUGGACCUUGAUUGUUCUGAUUAAGAAACUAUUAUUAUUAUUAUUGUUGUUGUAUAACUAAUAUUUGUUAAUCCUUUAUCAGCCCAUCCACAUGUGUACAAUAGAUUGUGGUGGGGAAGUGUGAUUAUUAUUGUUUUGGGCACUUUUGAAGUUGAGAUAGCUCAAGGAAUAUCAACAAUUCUGAUUGUAUCUCUGUCCAAAUAAUAAAAAUAAAAUUCUCUUUUGGUUA